Mesocricetus auratus (golden hamster) is the source of this 3312-nucleotide messenger RNA. RefSeq names its product chromosome unknown C20orf173 homolog (gene CUNH20orf173). The coding region runs from base 849 to 1442 and encodes 197 amino acids. The transcript is spliced from 3 exons. NCBI's taxonomy places the organism in Eukaryota, Metazoa, Chordata, Mammalia, Rodentia, Cricetidae. Gene Ontology annotation, molecular function: beta-galactoside (CMP) alpha-2,3-sialyltransferase activity. The record is from RefSeq and is a predicted model, not a curated record.
UUCUUGUCUAGUAGAUGAAGUAUACUGUUUGGUUUUUAUAAUUAUUUACACAUGUGCGUCUUAACUCACAUGGUAGGAGAGAACCGACUCCUGCAGGCUGUCCUGUGAUCACCACACACGUGCACCAUGGAAUGUACGUGUCCCCCCCCACACUAAAUAAGUGUAAAACAAUUAAAAACCUGUUGCUUCCUUUGUUAGUGAAGAGUUUUUGAUACCAUAGUAUGUGCAUAUAUGUAUGUAUUAGGGGCCACAGAGUGUCAUAACAUAAACCCAGAAAAAUGAAGUAGAGAAAGUGCCAUAAUGAUAUCGAAUACUUUGUGUUCAUUUAAAAAAAAUUAAAGGAGAGAGUAAGAAUUUUGGAGGAUCACUAAAAUCACAGCAGCAGGGGAUGGGGGAUCAUUUACUGACAGAACAGUCUUUCGAGGCUUGGCUUCUAGGGAAAACCACAAGUUCAGCCUCAGGCUUGUUCUGGUGAGAGAUCUCAGGCAUCUUAGUGGAAGAGAGCUGAGGACGGUGUAUGCCCCUUGGGCUCUCACUUCCGGGCAUUAGAAAGAGAGGCUGGAGACUUCCCCCAGGCAGGCUACAGGGCAGCGGUCACAAUGUGGACUUUGUCAUGCUCUGUGAUACAACUGGAGUGGCACUGACAGCCUGUCUUUCCUUCUGCAGGGAGCACUGAGGUGAAACUUAUGCUCUCUUGUCUGUUCUAGCAUCUUCUCUCUAGGUCCAGUGAGAACGCUCCCUGGUGGUGAGCAAACGGAAAGGAGGGGAAGGUUGAAGCUGGAAGGAAAGCCGGGGAACUGUGGAGACCAGCAGGAAGGGAUGCUGGCACUGUCCAUAGCCUCAGCGCCAUGUCCUUUCAGGUAGAGAAGCCAGUCUGCUGCCCGUCCCAUGACCCGUUGUCUGGACCAGAUAUGGAGUACUGCUGGGUCUUUGGGGGGCUUGUCUUGUUGCUGAUGGCUCCCUACCUGGAUCGGACACACCAAUCAGCAUCCCAGCAGGAAUGGACAUACAUGCUACCACAGCACUGUAAUGGGCUGUGCUUCAAAUCUGGGGAAUGUGGCUGCUUUUCAAGGACGCCCAACUGCUCCACUUGCCCCCACACAGCUGGAGAAUGGAACUGGGUCGAAGAAUGUUACGAGAAGACCACGGGGUAUCUGAGGAGAACAAAAGCUCUCUGGUGGCUGGGCAUGAACUCAGUAAGCAAGCUUGGGAAAACAUGGAAGAAGUUAUUCGAAGUGAUUCCCAGGCCCCUCCUGCACCAUUUUGACUUCCCCUGUGUGCCCUGUGCCAUGCUGGGGAACUCUGGCCUCAGCAAUACCAACCAAUUCUACAAGGCUUUCAGGAUGAGUCAGGACACCACCCACAGCUCUGAGGCAGUUUUGAGGAGCCAGACCACAGGACCCUUCAUCUGCCCCAGGAAUGCCAGUUACCAGCCUUCUUGAAGACAGCAGUGGUUCCUAGAGCUUGCAGAGCUGGUGCCCCAAGUGACAAGGUAAUGGAGAUGUGCUAGAUAUCGUCAAUGUGGAGGUAUGGAGAAUUCCCUUCAAAAGAUGGGAGGAAUGGUGGGGAGUCUGUACUGCCCUGCUGGGGACAUGAGGGAUUUUCUUAGGUCUCAGGAGCUUUCUAGAAUUUCACCAUCUCCAAUUCUUUCUCAAUUGUAGAUUUUGGGAGACAGUCUGAUUUCUCUAGAGACACGAGAUAGUUAAGACGAGGUAAGGUGCAUGUAGCUCUGAUCUGCUGUGGGGAGGGACCCAGGCUAGCCCAGAUACAACUAUUACACGGGCAACUAGCUGGAUAACCAGGGUGAGUGGCCAAUACUGGAACUCAUGGUCUGGUCUGCAUGGUCAGCACAGACUCACUGCAUUACCUGAUAUCUUCAGCAUGGAAGUCCAAGUUCUGUGUAUAUACUCACUCACUCCUGCCUUCCUGUCUCCUAUUCUACACUUCAAUUAAAAAAUUAUUUGUGUAUAGGAGCAUUUUGACUGCAUAUAUGUAUGGGCACCAUGUUCAUGCCUGGUGUCCUCAGAGAAUGGAGUUCUGGAUGGUUCCCUCUGCAAGAGCAGUGAGUGCUCUUAACCAAGAUACCUCUCCAGCCCUUGUGCAGUCAGCUCUAGUGCUCUAGUUGCCUUCUCACAGGGCCUUCCCUCUGUCUGGAAUCCCCUCCCCAGGGCAUAACAGAGGUCAGCUAGCUGAUGGCCUUUUUGAGGCCCAGGGUAAGCCUAUGAGAGUGUUUAUUGCACUGUGUUCAGUCUGUUUUCCCUAGAGAAGGGAAGCGCUAUUCUCUCCCAGUUCUAGAAACAGCCUGUCACUAGACGAAAGAGGGAACAAGGGCUAAAGGAUAGGAUUCAGCCUGCUGACAUGCACAUCGCUCUCAUGCUAGGCCACCCUCAGACCACAGCCCACAGGACCAGUCUGCAUGAACUAGAGAAGCACAAAUGGAAGAUGCUUGUCAGCUAGGAUGGCCAGCAAGGCUGCUAUUUACAAUGACAACCAGCUGAGACAUGAAUGCUGGAGAGUUUUAGCAUCACCACAGCCACAUAACUGUGAAGAUCAAAAGAAAAUGAUGAGAUCAGUCUGGAACUGAAUAAAAUCUUGGUCUGGUUCUCUUAUCUGUAAGCACAGCAUCUGGGGAGGAAGGGUAAGAUCCCAGGGGCAAUGUCUGUCAGUCUGUCUCUAUAUCUAUCAGACACCCCCCUCCCAGACCCCUAUAAGCUUUGGCCUCUGGCUAUCUUGAAACUUGUUCUGUAGACUAGGCUGGCCUUGAGUUCAUGAUGUUCCUGUCUCAGCCUUCUGGGGACUGGCAUUACAGGUGUGUACCGCCUUGCCCAGUGUUAUGUAGCAUUUUCCUACAAGACAAAACCUUUCACUUUGGAGGAAGACACAGGAGGUUCUAAGGAGAGGUGAAAAUCCCAUCCUCCAGGAUAGCUCCACAAGUGAACAACUCAAAAGCUUCAAAAGUCCCAGAAACUGAGCAGGUUCACUAGACCCUUCACUCCAUGAGCAUAUAUGAGCAGUGAGGCCUACAGAGAGCCACUCCCAGGUAAGCCUAGCUGCCUGGAAGAGGCAGAGAUCAACUGAACUGCCUGGAAGAGUCUCCAGCCCGUGGAGCUGCCUGCAAGCUAUGGAGUAAGCUACAAGUAUUCAGCAUUUGUGAGUGUCACCCAUGCUGGGGUGGGCUUUGGUGAUGUAGCUGUCUUUGGGUUAUUUCUACUUUUGUUAAUAUCCCUUGCCCAUAAGUAACCCCAGUAAAAGGCACUGGCCCACACUAUUUACACCAAGUAGCACGAUUAAACUCAAGUUAGUUUCACUGUU